AAUAUAAUAAUAAUUAUAAGGUGCAAUAAAAAAAGGCCAUUCCAGUUAUAAAUUUAGUGUCAGUAACUCAAAUCUCACCUUCACAAACACUCUUUCUUCUUUUUUAUCUAUGUUUUUUGGUUCAACCUUUCAUGUGUAUUAAGAUAGAGAGACAGAAGCAAAGAAAAGUUAUCUAAAAACAAAGCAAACACAACAAUGGUGGUGAAGAAACCAAGGAUUGUGAUAAUUGGAGCUGGCAUGGCAGGACUAACAGCAGCAAAUAAGCUCUACACUUCAACUUCAUCAAAGGAUCUUUUUGAGCUUUGUGUUGUUGAAGGUGGAACAAGGAUAGGUGGUAGAAUCAACACUUCAGAGUUUGGUGGUGACAAGAUUGAGAUGGGAGCAACAUGGAUCCAUGGAAUUGGUAACAGCCCAAUUCACAAAAUAGCUCAACAAACUAAUUCACUUCACUCACAACAACCUUGGGAGUGCAUGGAUGGUAACAACAAUGAUGAAUCCAUCAUAACAAUAGCUGAAGGUGGUUUUCACCUUCAACCUUCCAUUGUUGAUCCUGUCACAAAGCUUUUCAAGAGUCUCAUGGACUAUUCACAAGGGAAACUCAAUGAAGAAACUUCAAAAAAAUGUGAACUUUUUAGUUACUAUAACAUGGCUGCUAAAGCUUCAAACUUUGGUUCUAAGAAUCUUAGUAUUGGUUCUUUUCUGAGAAAAGGACUUGAUGCUUACUUUGAAUCAGUGAAAGAUGAAGAAGAGGUAAAAGGGUAUGGUGAGAAUUGGAAUAGGAAGUUACUUGAAGAAGCAAUCUUUGCAAUGCAUGAGAAUACUCAGAGGACUUAUACAUCAGCUGGUGAUUUGGAGUUUCUUGAUUAUGAAGCUGAAAGUGAGUAUAGAAUGUUUCCAGGUGAAGAAAUCACUAUUGCUAAAGGUUACUUGAGUAUAAUUGAGUAUAUAGCUUCUGUUUUACCACCUGGUUUAAUUCAGUUAGGUAGAAAAGUUAAAAGAAUUGAAUGGAAAAGUGAUGAUGAUGAUGUUGUUGAUGAUGAUGAUGAAAAGAAUGGUUGUUGUUUUAGGCCUGUGAAGAUACAUUUCUGUGAUGGAUCUGUUAUGUAUGCUGAUCAUGUCAUUGUUACUGUUUCACUUGGUGUGUUAAAAGCUUCAAUUUGUAAUCAUGAUGAUGGUGAUGGUGAUUCAGGUAUGUUUUUCUGUCCACCUCUUCCAAAUUCAAAAGUUGAAGCAAUUUCAAGGCUUGGUUUUGGUGUUGUUAACAAGCUGUUUAUGCAAUUAAGUCCAACAACAAAUGAAAAAUACUCAAAAGGGUUCCCUUUUUUGGAAAUGGUUUUUCAUUCAACUACAAAAAAUGAAAAGAAAAUUAUACCUUGGUGGAUGAGAAGAACAGCAACCCUUUUUCCUAUUUACAACAAUUCAAGUGUCCUAUUGUCUUGGUUUGCUGGUGAAGAAGCACUAGCACUUGAAUCACUCAAUGAUGAAGAGAUAAUCAAUGGUGUUUCAUCAACUAUCUCAAGCUUUUUACCUCAGUUGCAACAGAAAAAGGAUAGUUCUUUGUUGUUUAGUAAAGUGUUGAAGAGUAAAUGGGGUACUGACCCUUUGUUUUUAGGGUCAUAUAGUUAUGUUAAAGUUGGUUCAAGUGGUGAAGAUUUGGAUACAAUGGCUGAACCAUUACCAAUGAUGAAAAAAGAUAGCAAUUUUCCACUUCAGAUUUUGUUUGCAGGUGAAGCAACUCAUAGAACUCAUUAUUCAACAACUCAUGGAGCUUACUUCAGUGGUCUUAGGGAAGCUAAUAGGCUUCUUCAACAUUAUCAUUUUGUUGGGAUUUUCAACAACUAGUAUUAUUAUUAUUAUUAUUAUAAUUAUUUUUGUUUUUGUUUUUAUCUUUCUAAUUUUUGAAUAUUUAUUUCCCAUUUUCAACUUGAAUAGUCUUUGUUUAUCUAUAAGGAAAGUAGUGAGUGAGUGAUGAUUGGGAGAAAAAAAAAAAAAGAAUAUUAGAAGGGGGUAAGAUGAAUAGUGAAAUUGGGGACAUUAAGCUUGUACUACUUGAACUAUAAUUUUCCUCAAAUUUUUCUUUAUCUCUUCAUUUAUGAGUGAAGUUUUAUCUAUUCUUUUAA
Messenger RNA from Cicer arietinum (chickpea), 2120 nucleotides. RefSeq names its product probable polyamine oxidase 5. Lineage: Eukaryota; Viridiplantae; Streptophyta; Magnoliopsida; Fabales; Fabaceae. The record is from RefSeq and is a predicted model, not a curated record. Gene Ontology annotation, molecular function: polyamine oxidase activity.